UUGGCCUUGGAAACAUGGCGUCGCACUGACAGCUUGGUGACUCUCAUUAUCUUCUCCAGGCACUGACAGAUACCGGGCCAUUAGCAGAGCUGCUUGCAGUCGGGUUGUAGCCGUGAAAUGAGAGUACUACAGGUUCACUUUGCGUCUUGAAAAGACUGUCGUUUAGACAGUGCGACGCAAUAACGGAUUUAGCACGGCUGUCACGCCCACUCUGCUCGGUAACGCUAUAACGAUACCGUACGGUAAGUUAGCUCCGCUUCAGCUAACUGAGCCAGACAGCUAGCAGCCGCUGUUAGCAUGACCAGAGCACCCAUGUAAUGUAAAGAACACCUGCCACUACAGCUCGCCCGCUGACUGGCACUCGUCAAGUUAGCUUGUCUCCCUUGUCAAACACUACCAUUAGAUAAGACCUCGGCGCUGACGGCCGUUAUGUUAUUGUGAGUCGCUAUCAGGCUAGCUAGGGCGUUUCUGUCAUUCUGUCACUGAAUUUUUAAUGUUCGACCCCUUUGGCUACGCUGUCGGAGGGGAGAGCGAUGGGCUCCGGGGCUGUGGAUUCGUCCCAGUGGCUUUCGGUGAAGGAGGAGACCAUUUUUCUCCACGACGGUCUCAUUCGGGUCACAGAUCUGGCCGAACUGCCCAGUGAAAUUGGAGUAUCGGAGCAGGGGGACACCGAGCAAGAGAUUCUAACAUUUGAGACCAAGAAUCCGGUAGAGCUUGCCGAGCGUCUGCGUGCUGUCUGUGGGAAUCAGAGCAAUGCAUAUGCCCGUCUGCUGGAGUAUCGUCUCAAUGCCCUGCGUGGCCUGUGGGGGGCGCAGCGGCAGCUGGCCCUGGAGGAGCAGCAGGAGCGAGAAGGGACUGGAGGGGCUGAUGAGGAGACCUUGGCCUUGCUCAAAAGACAAGGUCUGCUCCAGCAACCCGAGCAGGCGCCCUUCACUUCCCGUGUCGGCCUGUUGCUGGUCUUUCCCCUUUUACAGUCCCAAACUCGCAGUGACCCAGCACUCUGCGGUGUCACAGCAGAGGUACUGCUAGCUUGCCUCCGGGACUGCCAGCCGCUGAGCCUUAGCAAAGAGCCCGCUGACUGCCUCAAUGGCCUGGAGGGACUGCUAUGCUCCUGGCUAGAAGAUGGUGCCCAGGAGUCAGGCCCAGUGCAUGGACACACUCAGCCGCAGAUCCUACAAACGCACAGACAGAGGGAAAACGCUGCUGCUGCACUCGUGGCACUUGCCUGUGCCAGGGGAUCCCUGAAGACCUUCAUCCACACAGUUCACCUGCUGCAGAAACAAACUGAUCUGGGCCACCUCCCUGUGUCAGACGUACUGUACAGACUUUUGCUCCUGGAAGGAGGCCCGGGGUCUCCAUCCUGCCUCUUGGGGGGAAAACACUGUGUUUCCUGGGGUUUUGAGGACAUGCUGCCCACACCAGAUAAUUCUGCUGGAGGAGCAGAGAGUAAAGAUACUGACCUGGGACGCUGUCUAGCCACAGAUGGGCUAUAUCUAUAUACCACUAACUCCUCUGGGAGAGGACUCAGCAAGCUUGGCUCUGGUUUACAUGGGACAUUGAGGGGAUUUGUGUAUUGUCGAAAUGAAGAGUUGGAGCCCGGCUGGGUGGUGUUCAGCAGCGGCCGCCUCCUCCACCGUCCCUCAUCCUUUGAUGCCAAGCCACAUCAGCUGUGCCAGGUCAUUGAUCCAUUCACCCUCCAGGUGUGCCAGAUUGUGCCCAUGCCAGCCCAUCACUUCCCCGUGGGCAGCAGCAUGACCACACUGCACCUCUGCUCAGACGGAACCUAUCUGUACUGGGUGUGGUCCCCAGCCAGCCUCAAUGAGAAAACACAGAAAGGCCACUCUGUCUUCAUGGAUGUCUUUCACUUGUCGACACAGACAGGGUUGUGUGUUGCAGACAUCUUGCAGGAGAGGGUUAUCCUUACUCGCAAAGAAGGCGAGUCCUCCAAGUGCUUGAAUGAACUUCUCUUAAGUCGAAUGUCACGCUUCCGGGCCUCCCAUUCUGCCACAUUGGCUGCUCUCACAGGCUCUGCAAUCACCAACACUGUCAAAGAGGAGCAGUCUGGUAAUGCGGUCAAUACUAGCUGUGGACUCCCUCUAAAGACUCUGAGAAGGACCCCGAUGUAUGUUUGUGGCACCUAUCUGGUAAUGCUGGUUUCACCUCCUGGUGUAUCUGGGAGCUCUGCCACACGCUCCUUGUUUGGAGGUACCAGCAGCCUCUCCUCACUUAAAAUUUUGGCCUCCAGUCUGGUCUUUAACCUGGCUGAUGGUCAGUUCAGCAGUCGCGCAGACCUCAUUGAUGCUCCUGGCAGUUCUUUAGGCAGGGGAGCCCAGGUGGCAGGGCUAGGAGCGUGUUAUGAUGCACUGAACAACUUGAUCUGGACCUGCUCCAGUGAUUACAUAGAUCAGUGGUGCAACCCCGGGAACCAAGCCUUUCAUCAUGUGUGCCAUAGACUCGGUGUCAGCCACGUCAUCAAAGAACCCAAAGAGGAGACUGUGGCCACUGGCGAGGUGAUCAACCAGCUGCUUCAUCAUGUAGGUGCUAUGUGUAUCCACCAGCUCAACUUGCUGGCAGCCAGCAGCAACAGUUUGCCCUUGGGGGCCUUACUGGGAAAACAACACCCCAUUGAGGCCCGUCACUUCAGCAGCAUCUGUGACAUUAUGGAAAAGGCCAUGGUCAAUGGUGACACCUGCAUCAUCCACUGUAUCUUAGUUGUGUUUCAGGUAGUGUUUAGGUUUUUCAAUCCUCAGUCAGAGCAGAAUAGGGAGAGUGUGCGCCGUGCAGGACUCCUACUGUGGCAGCUGCUCAUGGCUCCAGUGGACCAGAUAGGAGCAGAAAUUCAGAGAGAAGUCUGCUUGGCUAUUAGCUCAGGCCUCAAUAUUUUGUAUCAGGGGGAGGCUGAACUCAACAAACUACUGAAACUGGUUCUAACCGAAGGUGAAAGAAACAGUGGAUUGUCUCAACUUCGGGAUGUCAUCCUUACAAAUUUGGCAGAACAGUUGCAGAAGAAUAGAUUUGGAAGUGAAGAGGAUGACCACUACAGAUUGAAUGAUGAGCUGCUGCAUUGUAUCCUCAAGACUGUAGUCCGAGAAUCCUGCCUCCUCAUCACCAAAUGUCAGACUGUCGCCCGAGAUGACUUCCAGAAACUGCUCUCCACUGUGCCAGUGGUCUCACCUAGUCUGCGCUACCUCAUGGCUGUUCAGAACCACCUCCUCAGUAAUACCAUUCUUAUCCGUCCGGAUGAUAGUGAUGACAGUGACAAUUCCCUACAAGGGGAAACAAUGAAGGUACAGGAGCUGCAAAGCAGCAUCCUGUCCUUAGCAACCAAAAUCCUGGUGGGAUGUGAUGAAGUAUUGGAAACCCUACAGCAGGUCACCACUGCUCUGAUUAACAGCGACAUAGCUGACAGAGAAACCAGGUUGAAAGGCUUGGAACAGAUUACCAAGGCCACUAUGCUUGGGCACCUGCUGCCGGUGUUGCUCACCUCUCUGAUGCACCCAAACCUGCAAACCCUCACCCUCGCUGAUGCCCUCAUGCCUCAGUUGGUGCAGUUGGUGCUCUAUACCAGCCAGACUGCCUUGUUACUAAAGACUCAGUCUCCGCUUUUUACUGAAGAGUCUCUGCCUGCUGGUGGCUCUCUGGGCCAGGGAGCAAAGACAUGCACUGCUGAUGACAAAAUUCUUGAUGAACGUGAAGAGCCUGGCUUCCUGACAGGACUGAAGAUCCCUGCUCCAUGGGCUGCUGGGAAAACAGUAGAGACUGUGCAUCCUGUAAGGGACAAUUACAAAUUCAAGGAGACCGUACACAUCCCAGGAGCCCGGUGCCUGUACCUUCGCUUUGAUUCUCGCUGCUCAUCACAGUAUGAUUAUGACAAGUUGGUUAUCUAUGCCGGUCCCAACACCAAUAGUCGUAAAGUAGCAGAGUAUGGAGGAAACACUCUGGGUUAUGGCAGUCGCAGUGUCCUGGGGACAGGAUGGCCCAAAGACCUUGUGAAGGUUGAAGGAGACACAGUGACAUUUUCUUUUGAGAUGAGAAGUGGACGUGAACAUAAUACCCCUGAUAAAGCCAUGUGGGGGUUCUCCUGCACUGUCAGAGCUCAGGAGUCAUCAGAAGAUGUCUCUGGAGGUCUCCCCUUUCUGGCAGACCUUGCGCUGGGGCUGUCAGUGCUGGCCUGCUCAAUGCUCCGCAUUCUGUAUAAUGGGCCAGAGGUGACAAAAGAGGAGGAGGCCUGCCAUGAUUUGCUCUGCUCAAAGCUGCUGCAAAGGUGUCAGUGGCAGGUGGAAGCAAAUGGUGCCAUCUCUCCAGCCCUCACGCCCAGUCCUUCACCUCUGCCACUCACUAUUGAGGAGGAUCGGGAGUUCACUUACCCAGCUGACGUGCUCAUCCCACCUCCAGGCCUUAUGCCAGGGACCUACUUUGACUUGCCCCGAAUUCGCCUUCCUCCGGGCAUCAUGUCUAGGCUUCGAGAAGUGUCCGGAAGGGCUCGACCACAAUUCCGCCCAAGCAUAAAGGAGGUGAUAAGACCAGAUGUUAUGGAAGAGGUAAUAGUAUCUUGCGUGAUCAAACAUUUGAGCCUGGUGGAUGCGCUUCAGUCACUCGUCAACUACCAAUACCGCGAGGAUCACACAGAGGAAUAUGACCUGCUCUGUAAGAUCAUGGCUGAGACCUUUAAGAAGAUUAAUGCUAUGGAGCGGCAGCUGCAGAGUGUAGCAGAAUUGGAACAGAAAUGGCAGAAUGAGGUAGAGGAGGCCCAACAAGGAAAACUGGAGAACAACACGCCAUUUUUUCACGACUACCACUUCUUUGAGAACAAAAUGAAGGAAUUGGAAUUACUCUGCUCACUGAAGGAGGUCCCACUUGAUUUUAGUGAUUUGGAAAAUGUUGUCCUUGCUUUGAGGGAGAAGUUCUUUCAGGAGGUGAACAGUAAACACAUCAGAAGUAGCAGCCCUCUUGCUAAAACUAAAACUCUGGUGAAAAGUCUAAUGAACCGCACUGAGCUACUGCUCCAUGUCACCAUCGCUCCACAUUGCAGAAGUCUAACCAGCACACCUGCUGGCACACCAGGCCCAGCCUCUCAGUCUGUGUCUGAUGCCAAGACAGUGAUCCCCACGGUGAAGCAGCCAGUCUUCUUGCGUAGCAUGUCUGCACCUUCUGACUUGGAGAUGAUUGCUAACCAAGACUUGGAGUUUACACAUGCGCCACAAAGAAGGCGACACCACCCUACUAGUCAUCGCAGCAGCUCAUUUACCCUGCUGCAGUCUUUGGCCAUAGAGGACAGCCGAGACAAGCCAACAUACAGUGUGCUGCUGGGACAACUCUUUGCCUUUAUUGGAACUACACCUGAUCAGGCUGUCUCAAGCAGUAGUUUCCUGUCUGCUGCGCAGACACGUUGGCGGCGAGGCAGCACACGAAAGCAGGCGCUUGUUCAUAUGAGGGAGUUGCUCACUGCUGCUGUUAGAGUUGGUGGGGUCACCCACCUAGUAGGACCUGUCACUAUGGUACUGCAAGGUGGACCAAGGAUUGAGGAGCUGACCUGUGGGGGAAUGGUAGAGCAGGUGCAGGAGGCCUUUGGGGAGACCAUGACGUCUGUAGUGUCACUAUGUGCACGCUACCCAAUUGCUUGUGCCAACAGUAUUGGCUUACUUUGCACAAUCCCUUACACCAGGAGUGAGGAGCAGUGCCUCGUUCGCAGUGGGCUGGUUCAGCUUAUGGAUAGCCUGUGCAGCUUAAGUGGGCAGAGGGAAUGCAGUUCAAAUGAAAAGCAGACCAAAAAACAGAAGGUGGCCACCAUGGCUUGGGCAGCCUUUCAGGUGCUGGCCAACCGAUGUAUUGAGUGGGAGAAGGUGGAAGGUGGAUCUACAGAUGCAGUUCAUUCAGGUCUGGCAAGACAGGUAUCCAGCCUGCUGACCAAUCACCUGGCAAGAGCCACAGAAUGCUGUGGGAAUCAGGCAGCCGGCAAUGAUGCGUUACAGGAUGUGCUCAGUCUGCUCAAUGAUCUUUCCAGGAGCCACAUAGGGAAAGCCAUCCUGAGCCAGCCAGCUUGUGUCUCCAAGCUCUUGUCUCUUCUGCUCGACCAGAGGCCCUCACCAAAGCUAGUACUUAUCAUCCUGCAGCUGUGUCGUGCUGCCCUGCCGCUCAUGAGUGUGGAGGACUGCGGUAAUGUGGCUCUGCCCUCGUGGAGCUACUCCAUUAACACGCUAGAUGCUGAGCAACAAGAUGCCAAUGAUCCAGCCUCGCGCAUUGCUGCCUUGCUGCUAGCCAAGCUGGCAGACUAUGUAGUACCAGGCUGUCAGACUCUUCUCUCACCCAGCUCCUCUGAGCCAGACACAAGUCUCUCUCGUGCCAGUUCCAAAGGAGCUCUCAAGUCUGAUGAUGUUGGGGAGGAGGGAGAGGCAGUUGAUGGCAAGCUUUCGAUUUUUAUCCACAAGAGAGAGGACCAGUCAUCUCAUGAGGUUUUACAACCACUCCUUAGCAGCUCUGAGGGGCGUCCCUUUCGACUGGGCACUGGAGCAAACAUGGAAAAAGUUGUAAAGAUGGACAGAGACAUGACAAAGAGUGGAUGCUGUGAGGUGAUUACAGAAGAAGCAUCUGCUGCCCUGAGGAAAGCUAACAAGUGGGCCCAGUCUGGUCUGAUAGUGAGCGUUGGUCCACCUGUGGAGACUUUAGCCCAAGAGACUGCUGGGGGCAUUACUGCUGGCGACAAGAAGAAAACUGCUCAGACUGCUGUUUGCAGAGACAGGAAUGCCGAGUUGGCCAGGUCAGACCCGGUACGCCCAUUUAUCAGUGGCCAUGUUGCCAACAGCAUGGCUGCAGAGGUCAUAGCCCUGCUUCAUAGUCUGCUCACUGCUCCUGAGUCCAACACUGCUCAGAUCUGGACAAGCACUGCUGAGAAAGUUCUCUCCCGGGCGCUAAUGUUUAUCCCUCAGCUGGGCAAGUAUGCUGAGAGUAUUCUGGAGAACGGCAGCAGCAGUGGCAGAAAACUGGCUAAACUGCAGGCCAUUGGCAGACAGGCUGUUGCUGCACUCUGUGCUCUUGGAGGCUUUAAAGAAACUAUCAAGAUUGGUUCUGAGGUUCAGGUGGUAGGUAAAGGAGUGCUGGGGAGUGUGGGUAUAGUUAUGUCUAUAAAUGAGCAGGAGGGCAUCGCUACUGUGAAGUUUCCGUCUUGCGAGUAUAGGAAAGCUUGCAAAGCUUCAGAUAUCCUGACAGUACCAAUAUCACGCCUCUGCACUCCCAGAUCUGAGGCUCUUCCUCUCUAUAAGCUAUCAAUCACAGAGAAGGUGGUACAAGCUGUGCAGUCUAUGCUUCUGCCACAGGAGGGCAGUCUCUCUAUUCACACUUCUUUACCAGCUACCGGAGAUGGCUCUAGCCCGGUAAUGGCUGCAGUGCGCUUGCUGGCUGAAAUCAGAACUAGGGCGUGUCUGGUGAUGGCCCAACUUCUAGAGGACAGCUCCUUCUGUGAAGAGUUCAUUCAGCAGUGUCCGGCUGCUGUUGAGGUUCUCAACCUGGUUGCCCAGGAGUGCAGCCCUGGAGAGCGCCUUGGCAUGGUUGAAGCUCAAUGUGAGAGAGUAAGAAUGCUGUAUCGGGACUGUGCUCGUCCACCACCUCCACCACUGCAGACGGACAGACGUCAGCCAAAGGAGAUUACUUGGUGUCCAUCCAGAGUUUUCCCUCCAGUCCGUGCCUGCAUGUUUUCAUCCCGUCUGACCUCUGUCACCUUCUUGGCUGAUCCAAGUGCUGGAGGAGGGCUUCCCAGAGGCACUUUCAUCUACGCAACCUCUCCCGUACCAGUUCAGGCACCAUCGUUUUACUGGGAGAUAGAAAUUGUCUCCUAUGGAGACUCAGAGGAGGACAGUGGGCCAAUUGUGUCUUUUGGUUUUGCACCUGAAGCAGAGAAAAGGGAUGGAGCAUGGACCAACCCUGUUGGCACAUGUUUGUUCCAUAAUAAUGGUAGGGCAGUGCAUUAUAAUGGCUCCAGUCUGCUGCAAUGGAAGAGUGUCAGGCUGGAUGUGGCUCUACUUCCUGGUGAUGUAGCUGGAAUUGGAUGGGAGCGUUCUGAGGGCACUCCACCUCCACCUGGUCAGGCCCCUAAAGGCAGGGUGUAUUUUACCUAUUGUGGUCAGCGGCUUAGUCCCAUUCUUGACGAUGUAGCUGGUGGAAUGUGGCCCCUGGUACACAUUCAAAAGAAGAACUCAAAGAUACGUGCCAACUUUGGAAGCCGGCCUUUUGCAUUUGCUGAAGGCCAAGCACACAGAAAUGCUGCUGACUUGUGUGUAGACCUUGCAGAAGAAAUCAGUGCAAAUUUUGAAGCACUGCCCUUUGCUAUGGCCUCAGACAGCGAUAAUGAUGCAGGCGCUAGUGUUACUUCGGACUCUGGUUCUCAUGGACCCCCUUGUCGGAUUGCAGCUGUUGCAGUUGCUCAGCAGCAGUACAACAGUGACCAGUCCUGCCUUUAUAAGGUGGAGCUGAGCUAUGAGAAUCUGGUCACCUCUGGACCCGACCCACAUCCUCCCCCUAUUGCUGAUGAUGAGAGUGAUGAUGAGGAUGAUGAUGAUGUUCCAAGAGAGGACCACUAUGCCCUUCUGGUGAAGGCAUGGGAGACAAAAGUGUUCCCCACAAUUCGUAGACGGUUCCGUAACGAGGCUGAGAGGAAAUCGGGCCUGGACCAAAUCAAAGGAGCUCUGCAGCUGGGUAUGGUUGACAUUGCGAGGCAGACAGUGGAAUUUCUGUAUGAAGAGAAUGGUGGCAUUCCUCGAGAUCUCUACCUCCCAACUAUUGAGGAUAUCAAGGAUGAGGCCAACAAGUUCACUAUCGACAAAGUCCGCAAAGGCUUGACUGUGGUCAUCCGAUGUCCUGACAGCAACAAUACCAACAGCACAACAGGGGGAACAGCACUGCCGAAAUUUGCCAUCAGGGGCAUGUUAAAAACUUUUGGUUUGCAUGGUGUUGUGCUGGAUGUGGACUCUGUGAAUGAACUGGUACAGGUGGAGACAUACCUGCGUAGUGAGGGUGUGCUUGUCAGGUACUGGUAUCCAAUUGAAAUGCUGGAACGCCCACCUGCUGGAUCUCGCCGUACUGCGGCUAAUGGCUUGGUCUCAUUAGACAGUAGCAACAUUCAGAUUCACAGGGAACUUCUUCGCUGUGAGAGUGCACUGGCCAGAUUAUACUGUCGCAUGGCCUUGCUCAACAUCUUUGCCCCCAAGAAUCCACACACCUUCACUCGUCUCUUCCACAUACCUGCUAUCCGUGACAUCACCUUGGAACACUUGCAGCUUCUAUCUAACCAGCUGCUGGCUCCACCCCUCCCUGAUGGCACGAUCAGUUCAAGUUCUGUUCUGCUGGCUCAGUCAGUAUUGCACAACCUUGAGGGCCAAAGUUGCUCCCCCACAGACCUGUUUUACCAGGGCAACGCUCAGCCAAUCCGGGAGUGGUUGACAGUGGCCAUCACCCGUGCCUUGCAUCAAGGAGAAGAAAGCUUACUUGAGCUUACAAAGCAGAUAUGCUGCUUUCUACAGAAUGCACCAGAGCAGUUUACAUCUGAGGAGUUCCCAGUGUCAGAAUCCAAAGUAAGCAUGGAUGUCAGCUUUCCAGGAGCUGCAUUUGUGAUCGUGUCCUGCAAAGAAAGCCAGCUAGGCUGUCGUAAAGACUCAAGUCUGUAUAAGGCCCCUUGGGCUCGAGUCAUGGUGUAUGGCCUGGGUCACAAGGUGCGGAGAAAUGGCCAGCUGAAUCUGAUGGAGGCUGUGUGUUAUCCUCUGGAUGCUUCACCUACCAACACAGGCCUUACUCCCCCACCUACCACCAAUCAAUAUCCUUCUGUUAUGAUCCCUACUGAUAAAGUGCACAUCAAGCUUGGGGUGUCCCCCCCUCCUGGAGCUGUGCUGGUGUUGCACUCCUUGCCACUGGAGUUUCCAUUAGCCAUGGCAUUUGCUGAACAGCUGCUAACAUGGAAGCUGGGAGAGAGCAGUGAACGAUCAGAGGAUGAGCUGGACACAGUUCCCUCAUCUGUGCUGCUACAAGUGGUAGAACUACUUGGUGGUUUGGUUUGGACAACUGAUCUGGCUCCCUCCAUCAAAGAACUCAUCUUUCACUUGUUAGCGGAACUUUUGCGGAAGAUCCACCAAUUGGAGCAGCGCAAGAGCCCUACUGGUCUUUCAAGUUCAAUUGCUCUUUUGCUUAACCCCUGCCUCGCAGUGCUCAUGGCCCUGCAGACAGAACUCCGAAAGCUCUAUGACCGGGAAACUCAGGGAUGGACUGCUGGAGGGGCUGGAGCAGGGGGGUCCUCAUCCGGAGGCAUUGCAUUGGCCCUGGGUGCGGAGCAGAGUCGAUUCUCCACAUACUUUCAUGCCCUGAUGGAAGUGUGUCUGGCUGUUGCAGAGGUGACACUUCCUCUCAAUGUUGGCGGCUCUUCAGUGGGAGCGCUGUCCUCCACCAGUGCCCCUAACCUUAGUGAUUCUUCUUCAUCCUCAUCAUCAUCCCCAGGCCAGACACCGCAGAGCCCCAGUUUGCUAUCAAAGCGUAAGAAGGUGAAGAUGAAGCGUGAGAGAGCAGCAGCUGCAGUGGCAGCAGUGUCUGGUAAACGGGGAAGUGGAGGUGCAAGGCUGUCAGAGAGUGACAGUGCCCUGCUGAACAUGGCAGGUAGUAAACCUGAGGACAUGCUGUGGUUCCACCGCUGCCUUACUCUGCUGAUGAUCUUACGACACCUUGCCAACAAGGACCCACAGGGCUUAAGCGUAACCAGCGAUGCAGUAACGGACGCCUGCCAGGCUCUGGUUGGACCCACUGCUCACAGUCGCCUGCUGGUGCUCUCAGGUAUUCCCACGCACCUGGAGGAGGCUGUUGUCCGUAAUGCUAUCCGAAGGGCUUGCAACGCACAUGGGGGGCUCUUUAAAGAUGAAGUCUUCAUUCCUCUCCAGGAGGAGGACCCCAAGAAAAAACCUGGGACUGGUGUUGCAAGCCUUCAGGAUGGUAAAGUGUGUCCUGAACCUGAGCGCCCCUUUGCAAACAACGGAGGUCCCGAGAGUCCCGACAGCUCCAGUAGUGUAACUCCAGCUAUGAGUGUGAGUGCUUCAGCUUCUACCAGCCAGACCUCUAUCUGCAGCUCCUCUCAGGGGGUCUCCCGCACUGCCAGUGAACUUUCCGUCGAUCAGGAGCUUUUAGCUGUCCCACCUCUCACUCCUGCGGCUGCAGCUUCUGCCGUUACAUACCCCCAGCAGGGACUCCAAGAGUCACAGACAGUUUCUAGUCAGGAGAGUCUAGAUACCUCCCUGUGUAGCACAGGGAGUCUUGGGAGUCUCGGCAGCUUAGGGGAACCUGUCGACAGUGCAGAAACGCCAUCCGCGUCAGAUGGGGGCUCUAUGCACACAGUCACCUCAUUAGAGAGCAAUGCAGUCAUGGCCAGACCCAUCAAGGGUUACGCUGUCAUUGAGGUGCGUUCUCGAGCCAAAGUGGAAAAAAUUCGUGCCAGUCUUUUCAACAGCAGUGACCUGAUUGGCUUGUCCAGCCUGGAAGGUGAAGAAGAACUAAUGGAGCUGACCAAUGAGGAGAUCCUCACGGCUUCCAGUGUUAACCAAAGCCUGUUUGACACACAGGGAAGCUCUGCCCUUGAAGACUACUUCUUGGAGAAAACAAUCAAAGGUGACAAGCUUGUACCUGGAGCCCGAGAUGUCCUCACAGAUAUUUUUAAGAGCUGUGUCCACUCGGAGCAGAUGCUCAGCCUCACGCCAGCCAAGCCCGUUAAAGUGUCUGACAUUUACCUCAGCAAGGAGCAGAUCAACUCUCAGACACCAGGCAACCUACUGCAUACUUUCUUCACCAAUGUUCGACCUCCCAAGAAAGUACUUGAGGACCAACUUACUCAGAUUCUAAGAAAGUAUGGCACUCCUAAGCCAAAUAAGAACAAGUACAGCAAGGCAGGAAAAGAGCAGCAUCAAGGCAAGGUAGUAAGCACCAAGAGGCCCAUCACCAAACCUCCCACUAAGGAAAAGUCUGUGCUUAACAGUGUCAGAACCGCACUGAGUGAGAAGAAAACAGUGCUAAAGCCGAAAUCUCCUGAGAAAUCCAGACCUGAAGAAAAAGAUGUGGAAAAAUCUCCUGCUAAGAAAACCGAAGUCCCAGAGGAGAAGUACUUGACACUAGAAGGCUUCCAUAAAUUUGCUGUUGACCGAGCCAAGCAGGACAUCCGCAGUGUCUGGAGGGCAAUUUUGGCUUGUGGUUAUGAUCUUCACUUUGAGAGGUGCACCUGUAUAGACACUCGCCAUGCACAGAAGGCUUGUAGAAAGUGGAGCUUAGAAAUGGAUGUGGCAUUGGUACAGUACAUCAACAGACUGUGCCGUCACCUGGCUAUCACACCAUCCCGGUUGCACCCCCAUGAAGUCUACCUGGACCCCAGUGAUGCUGCUGAUCCUCGUGUGGCCUGCUUGCUCAAUGUGCCUGUGGAGAGUUUACGCCUACGCUUUGCUUUGCUGCAAUCGCUCAACAACAGCCUGGAGAGUUUCUUCCUGCCGUUGGUGGAACUGAGACAAACACAUACGUAUCAAAACAGCAUUGCAGCUCUGUUGAGUGAGGCCAAAGGCCUAAUCUUUUAUGACACUAAGGUCACUGUGAUGAACAGAGUACUGAAUGCCACAGUGCAGCGGACAGCUGACCAUGCCGCUCCAGAGAUUACACUGGACCCUCUAGAGAUUGUGGGAGGUGAGAUCAGGUCAUCAGAGAACACGUACUUCUGCCAGGCAGCACGCCAGCUGUCGUGUGUGCCGUCAUCCCAGCUUUGUGUGAAACUCGCCAGUGGAGGAGACCCAACCUACGCCUUUAACAUCCGCUUCACUGGAGAGGAAGUUCAUGGCACGAGUGGCUCUUUUAGACACUUCCUGUGGCAGGUGUGUAAGGAGUUGCAGAGUUCUGCACUUUCCCUGCUGCUCCCCUGUCCCAGUGCUGCAGCCAAUCGUAAUAAGGGGAAAUAUAUCCUCACUCCAUGCCCUAUCAGCUAUGCAGAGGAACAGUUGCUGCACUUUUUUGGCCAACUACUAGGCAUAGCCAUACGUGCAGAUGUGCCACUUCCUUUGGACUUACUGGGCUCAUUUUGGAAGGGCCUAGUUGGUGAGCCUCUCGACUCAGAGCAGGACCUGCAAGAAGCUGAUGUGCUUACCUACAACUAUGUCAAGAAAUUUGAAAAUGUGACUGACGAGACAGAGCUAGAGGCCCUGUGUGCUGAAAUUUCCUCCCAGCACCACUCAGGAGAAAGCCCAGACUCCCCCAGCCGUCCCUGCUGCACCUUUACCUAUGUCACUAUGACUGGUGAAGAAGUGGAGCUUUGUCAGGGAGGGCGGAGCCUCAUUGUCAGCUGGCAGAACAAGGAUGUGUAUGCACGGGCGGUGCGGAGCCUUCGUCUGAGGGAGCUGCAGAAUGUGGAGUGCAUGACAGCGGUGCGUGCAGGGCUCGGAUCCAUCAUUCCCCUGCAGCUGCUUACCAUGCUCAGCCCUAUAGAGAUUGAGCUGCGCACCUGCGGCCUGCCUUACAUCAACUUGGAGUUCCUGAAGGCUCAUACAAUGUAUCAGGUGGGCCUGAUGGAGACUGACCAGCACAUCGAGUUCUUCUGGACCGCCCUGGAGAUGUUCACUCAGGAGGAGCUCUGCAAGUUCAUCAAGUUUGCAUGCAAUCAGGAGCGCAUCCCAUUCACGUGCCCCUGCAAGGAUGGGGGGCCUGACACCGCUCAUGUUCCCCCAUACCCCAUGAAGAUCGCCCCUCCUGAUGGAGCAGCAGGUCAGCCAGACUCUCGCUACAUCCGGGUGGAGACCUGUAUGUUCAUGGUGAAACUGCCCCAGUAUACUUCUUUGGACGUGAUGCUGGAGAAACUGCGCUACGCCAUCCACUACCGCGAGGACCCACUCAGCGGCUGAGAAGACUUGACAACCGAAUAUUCCCCCCCAUGUGCCCCAAACCUCGCCCUCACCCGUGACCCCUUUUCUCCCUUCAUCCCCAAGUUCCUGGACUUUCCUCUGAGACAGACCUAAUGCUCUGCUGCAUUGACAAGUCACAAAGUUAAUUUUAUUACAUUUUCAGUGGCAAUGCUUUGUUUAUCCCUGCUUUAUAUUGCAGUUUACACAAAUUGUACGUUUCAUUAUUUUGAUUUGUUUUGCUUUUUUUUUUUUUUUCUUGUUAUUGUAU
Pundamilia nyererei is the source of this 14160-nucleotide messenger RNA. It is a transcript of the gene hectd4, whose product is annotated as HECT domain E3 ubiquitin protein ligase 4. The record is from RefSeq and is a predicted model, not a curated record. Gene Ontology annotation, biological process: glucose homeostasis. Lineage: Eukaryota; Metazoa; Chordata; Actinopteri; Cichliformes; Cichlidae. Gene Ontology annotation, molecular function: ubiquitin-protein transferase activity. The transcript is spliced from 76 exons. Bases 534 to 13892 code for a protein of 4452 amino acids.